AGUGGUAUGCCACUCAGCCAUAUAUAAAUAUACAUGCUAGGGUUAGGGCUAGGCACCAACUCCCUCAAAGCUACCUUUUUCUUCAUUCUUUGCUCCAUGCUAGCUUCUGGGUCUUGAUCAGUGGACUGACUAAAAAAGCAAAAGGAAAAAACCCUCCUGUUUCUAUAGGUUUGAAAGAACUCCGCGCACCGGGAGAAGAAUUAGGGUUUUCAAAGCAUGAAGAAGCGCCAAAUAGUUGUGAGAAGAGAUCGAUCAGAAAGAAGUUCCGAUACUUCGUCUUCAACAUACAGGAGCGUGCGCUACAGAGAGUGCCAAAAAAAUCAUGCAGCCAAUAUGGGCGGACAUGCUGUGGAUGGCUGCAGGGAGUUCAUGGCAAGUGGAGUUGAGGGUACGAGUGCUGCUUUUACAUGUGCUGCUUGUGGCUGCCACCGGAAUUUCCACAGAAAGGAAGUGGACUCUGAGGUAGUUUGUGACUCUUCCUAGCCUAAUUCCAAUCAUUGAUAGCACAUAUAAGAAACAUAUAUACGGAAAGCGGGAUUAUGUCUUUGAAAAUUUGUGUAAUGUUGUCUGUGAUUGUUGUAUUGAUCUUGUAUCUCUGAUCAUCAUCCACAAGCAUAGCUCCUGUAAUUUUUAGUUCAUAUAUUGGGAAUAUAAACAUCUGAGUACUAAGUUCUGCAAGAGAGAUCAAGGAUCAAUCUAUAUUUUCAUUUCCCCUUU
Molecule: messenger RNA, 717 nt
Organism: Vitis riparia (riverbank grape)
Lineage: Eukaryota; Viridiplantae; Streptophyta; Magnoliopsida; Vitales; Vitaceae
Product: mini zinc finger protein 1
Exons: 1
Coding region: 217-483 (88 amino acids)
Biological process (GO): regulation of developmental process; regulation of DNA-templated transcription
Cellular component (GO): nucleus
Molecular function (GO): transcription cis-regulatory region binding; DNA-binding transcription factor activity
Source: RefSeq, a predicted model, not a curated record